Messenger RNA from Sus scrofa (pig), 6160 nucleotides. It is a transcript of the gene LRRC8B, whose product is annotated as leucine rich repeat containing 8 VRAC subunit B. NCBI's taxonomy places the organism in Eukaryota, Metazoa, Chordata, Mammalia, Artiodactyla, Suidae. Gene Ontology annotation, molecular function: protein binding. The record is from RefSeq and is a predicted model, not a curated record.
CCCCGAUUGGCCGGCGGAACGCGCCGCGUCACAAUGGAGCCGGUCGGAGGCGGCGAGCCGGGCAGCGCCGGGGCUUCCCGCUGAGCCCGCAGCCCAGGCGGCGAGGAAGUGCGGCGCGGGGCCGCCGCCGGCCCGCCCGGAGCGGCGCGGGGCGAGCGCGGGGAGCGCCCGGGCCGGAGCGCGCAGAUGCGAAGAGUGGUCCUUAGCUUAUGCAAGAUCCAGCAGGUGGUAGAUGACACAGCCAGGACUUGAUCUUAACCAUGCGGCUACCCUCCCUUCCUCCUAAGAGUUUCAGGAAUUUUUCAAGUGGAAACUAAUUGCAGAGUUUCCGGUUGACCAGCCUUCACAGGAUGAAGACAAUCACAGAGAUGGUGUGUCUACGGAAUUUCAAAAGGUGUAGGCCUCCCGACUGAAGCCCAGGCGACUGAUGGGAUCCAUUUCUUUUCAUUAGCUUCCCGCGUCCUCCUCCAAGGGCAAGUCAUGAUUACACUAACGGAGCUGAAGUGCUUGGCCGACGCGCAGUCGUCUUACCACAUCCUCAAGCCGUGGUGGGACGUCUUCUGGUAUUACAUCACCCUGAUCAUGCUGCUGGUGGCCGUGCUGGCCGGAGCCCUGCAGCUCACGCAGAGCCGGGUCCUGUGCUGUCUUCCGUGUAAGGUGGAGUUGGACCGCCCCUGCGCCGGGCCUUGGGACGUCCUGAAAGCCAGCGUGAACGCGUCCUCCUCCGCUCCCGGGCCGCCGCUGCCGCUCCCGCUGCCCCUGAGGAUCCAGAACGACCUCCACCGCCAGCAGUACUCGUACAUCGACGCCGUCUGCUACGAGAAGCAGCUCCACUGGUUCGCCAAGUUCUUCCCCUACCUGGUGCUCCUGCACACGCUCAUCUUCGCCGCCUGCAGCAACUUCUGGCUGCACUACCCCAGUACCAGCUCCAGGCUCGAGCACUUCGUGGCCAUCCUCCACAAGUGCUUCGACUCCCCGUGGACCACCCGCGCCCUGUCCGAGACGGUGGCCGAGCAGUCGGGGAGGCCCCCGGCGCUCUCCAAGUCCAAGGUCCUGCUGGCGUCCUCGGCGUGUUCGGCGGACGCGGACUGCACCAAGCAGCCCCUGCCCUACCCGCAGCCCGGCCUGGAGGCGGCCGGCCUCGAGAGCCCGACUUCCAGCGUCCUGGACAAGAAGGAGGGCGAACAGGCCAAAGCCAUCUUCGAGAAGGUCAAAAGGUUCCGGCUGCACGUGGAGCAGAAGGACGUCAUUUACAGGGUGUACUUGAAGCAGAUCAUCGUCAAGGUCAUUCUCUUUGUGCUCAUCGUAACGUACGUGCCCUACUUUUUGACCUACAUCAGCCUGGAAAUCGACUGUUCCGUGGACGUGCAGGCUUUCACGGGGUACAAGCGCUACCAGUGCGUCUACUCCCUGGCGGAGAUCUUCAAGGUCCUGGCUUCCUUCUACGUCGUCUUGGUCCUCCUGUACGGGCUCACCUCCUCCUACAGCCUGUGGUGGAUGCUGCGGAGCUCCCUGAAGCAGUACUCCUUUGAGGCGCUGCGCGAGCAGAGCAACUACAGCGACAUCCCCGACGUGAAGAACGACUUUGCCUUCAUCCUGCACCUGGCCGACCAGUGACCUCUUUACGCCAAACGCUUCUCCAUCUUCCUGUCCGAGGUCAGCGAGAACAAACUGAAACAGAUCAACCUCAACAACGAAUGGACGGUGGAGAAACUGAAAAGCAAGCUGGUGAAGAACUCCCAGGACAAGGUAGAGCUGCAUCUGUUCAUGCUCAGCGGGCUUCCAGACAACGUCUUCGAGCUGACGGAAAUCGAAGUGCUGAGCCUGGAGCUGAUCCCCGAGGUCAAGCUGCCCCCCGCCGUCUCGCAGCUGGUCAACCUCAAGGAGCUGCACGUGUACCACUCCUCCCUGAUGGUCGACCACCCCGCCCUGGCCUUUCUGGAGGAGAAUUUAAAAAUCCUCCGCCUGAAAUUUACCGAGAUGGGGAAGAUUCCGCGCUGGGUGUUUCACCUGCGGAACCUCAGGGAGCUGUACCUGUCGGGCUGUGUUCUCCCUGAGCAGGUGAGCACCGUGCAGGUGGAGGGCUUUCAGGACCUGAAAAACCUGAGGACCCUGCACUUGAAGAGCAGCCUCUCCCGGAUCCCGCAGGUCAUCACAGACCUGCUGCCUUCGCUGCAGAAGCUGUCCCUUGACAACGAGGGCAGCAAACUGGUCAUGCUGAACAACUUGAAAAAGAUGGUCAACCUGAAAAGCCUGGAGCUGAUCAGCUGCGAUCUGGAACGCAUUCCACACUCCAUUUUCAGCCUGAACAAUCUGCAUGAGUUAGACCUCAAAGAAAACAACCUGAAGACCGUGGAAGAGAUCAUCAGCUUUCAGCACCUCCAGAACCUUUCCUGCUUAAAGUUGUGGCACAAUAACAUCGCUUAUAUUCCUGCCCAGAUUGGGGCAUUAGCGAAUCUAGAGCAGCUCUCCCUGGACCAUAAUAACAUUGAGAACUUGCCCCUGCAGCUUUUCCUGUGCACCAAACUGCACUAUCUGGAUCUAAGCUAUAACCACCUGACCUUCAUCCCGGAAGAAAUCCAGUAUCUGAGCAAUUUGCAGUACUUUGCUGUGACCAACAACAACAUUGAGAUGCUACCAGAUGGGCUGUUUCAGUGCAAAAAGCUGCAGUGUUUACUUUUGGGGAAAAAUAGCCUGAUGAGUCUGUCCCCUCACGUGGGCGAGCUGUCGAACCUGACUCAUCUGGAGCUCAUUGGCAAUUACCUGGAAACACUGCCCCCUGAACUGGAAGGGUGUCAGUCCCUAAAACGGAGCUGUCUCAUUGUCGAGGAGAAUUUGCUCAACACGCUUCCUCCCCCCGUCACAGAACGUUUGCAGACGGGUUAGAUAAAUGCUGACCUCAAGAGAAAACAGUUGUUCCCAGUACAGGGCUCUCGAUGAGAACCGACUCUUCCCAAGUGACAAAGCUGAACCGUGGGCGAUGACUAAAUCUAACCAAAUGUCUUAUGAAAGCAACUCACUGUCCCUAAAUGAAGCAGGUGAAAAGUAUUAACACUGACCUGAAGUUUUGUGACUGGUCGACCUUUAGCGCCUGGAGACGGAGGAGGUACGGGGGAGGGUAGAUCAGAAUCUGAAAUGACGGAAUCUCCACGUGGCAGUUUUACCUCGAGGAUCAGCUAGUCCUCUCCCUCCCUCGGUCCCCGUGACUUAUUUGCACACUUGUUUUAACUGAUUUCCUGUUCUGAUGUUUGUCGUGUGGCCCAUACACGCAUCCAUAUAAAUGGGGGACCCUCAGCGCUGUCCUUGAUUGACCUCUUAAACAUUUGCGGGCAGGGUGCAGUGGGCUCGGCAGAAUUCCCACUUGGCUUGAUUUUUCCUUCCCGUCCCAGUUUGCUCGAAUCGUCCUGCAUCUGAUUCUCCCUUAACGACAGUGAUGACCCCUGAGCAAGUGCCUGCCUUUGGCCUUUGCCUGGAACAGAAGCAGGGACCUAGGACAUGCCACCCUCAGGGCAUCCUAAAGAAAAAAUUAAUGUCUUCUUGUGGAUCAUGGAAGCCUUUUUUAUUUGCUACUAAUUUUAUAUUAUUAAUUGUAAAGCCUAUAAAUUGUUUCUUUCGUAUCACCUUGGAUUCAAAAUCCAUGAGAAUCAUUUUUGUAAAAGGUACAUGCUUUUCUUUAAGAGCUUACUGUUAAUAUACGUGGUUCAGGCUGCUUACAUUCUCCUGUUUGUGUGCGUUCUGCUCCAGAAUGUUGUGUACUCUCCAACGGAUUCAUCUGGAACAACAAAAGCCUUGUGUUUCAUGCCCUAAGAUAUUUGGGGGGGUUCCUUCUAAGAAGACGGCCACUUCAGCUACCUCUCUCUUCCCUAGUUGCUGUGCUACGGGUCCCGUUCUUCCAGAACUGUGAUGGAGGGGGAGGUACAGGUUUGGAUCUUUAAACGUGAUUUUCAGACACUUUGUAGACAUUAAAUAAGAGUUAAUCAGCAAAAUACGUCUCCACCUGCAUGAUCUCCAGAUACGAUUAUAAUGGAAAACACUCAGCCUCUAUCCAGGAUUUCAGAUGAGUUCUCAAAGCUCCCGAGGAAAUAGAUCUAGUUCGCUGAAAUUCAUCUCCUGCCUUUGUCUAACUUUCCUGGAAUACAGUUUGCUCUUAUAUAUAUUAUAUAUAAAGAGCUUUGUGUUUGGCCCUUUAUUAUCAUGCAUAUUGUUUAAUGAGUAAAAUCAACUGGCGAUUUGGGGGGAAUGUACAUUUUCAAUGUGUGUUCUCCAGCAGGUCGCGCAUUGUCGAUGUCAUCUUGCUUUGAAUGUAAAUAGGACGUAAUCUAUUAACUGCACCUGACAACUGGAAAACACUCUGGGGAGAGAGGACUAUAAACAUGCACUUGUGAUGUUUGGUAUGUGUUUUCUUGCUUUGUUCCUCCCAGAAAGAGGAAAGUGAGUCUUUAAAUUAUGGCAGAUGUUGCUUCCCCCGCUGCCACACACCCCAGGACUGACUUUCAGAGAAAAGACUUGUUCACAGUGAGUGAAAUUUGAGUAACAGCUAUAACAAAAAAUACAAGACACCAAAAGCUGCCUAAAACGUUAUGGUUUAUUCUGGAUGAGAAGGAAGAGCGUACAAAUGCACAUCCUUACCAAAACUUGCCUUUAGUCAGAACAUUCAAGCUCUCAGGGAUGCAGGCAAAACUAAUGAGACUUUCUUCUAGGACUCCAGAAAAUAGACUCUCACUAUUUCUAGGGGGUUUUUUGGUUGUUAUUAUUUUCACCUUUUUUCAUGUACGUUCACGGUCAUUGUCAGGUCUCACCUCUUUGUUUCACAGUAGAAUUGUGUGUACCAGUUCCAGAGAUGGAUUCGAAUUAUCUUCUGUUUGGACCAUGAUUACUGACAAUGGAGAUAUGUCUAAAUGUUUGGGGCCCUACAAUUAGCCAUAAUUUAUAUGAAGAACCCACCCAUAAUUUAUACGAAAAAUGCGGCAGCGUUUUCAAAACAAACUUCAGAUUUAUUACCAUUCCCCUGACUAGCUACAGCCUCUCCUGGCCAGUCACUCCUUCUGUUCCCCUGAAAAAGUCACGAGCUAAAUCUUCCGUAUCACCUUUCUAAAUCUCCAGAAGGCAGUGACUCUCAGGCUUAAUAAUGAGUUUUGUAAGCUGCUUUCCAAACACCAGGGUACGGCUACUGGUGCAAACUGGGCUAUUCUUGAUGCCACAGUUUUUAGUCUUCUUUUUUUUUUUUAUUUCAAUCCUACACACCAGUGUUUAGGUAGCUUUUGAAAUGAUGUGGCCCUGAUGCCAUGAACUCUGAGACUCCCGCUUCACAUACAGAAAUGGUAUUUGAUGCCACCUUUACUGCACUGUCAGAGAUCCUCAUUUUGGAAGAUAAUUUUAAAUGAAGAAAAUAAAGUGUGUUCGGUUAUAAUUUUGAGACUGGAGUUGGCACUUGAUUUCUGAGAGUGUGUGGUGCAAUUGCCAAAAAUUAAUAUGGAUGUUAUUCAGAACAAAGUUGAAGGCUUAUGCUAGCAUCAAUUCAUUUUAUUUAUAUACACACACCUGCAGAUACACAAAGAUGACCUUGCAGACACACACACACACACACACACACACACACACACACACACCUGUGCAUGCAAAAUGUAAUUUACUAGUUUUGGAUGUGUUUCAUAUUUUUCCAAAGGUACAAGAGGUGGUCAGGUUAAGGCUAGGACAUUCACUCUGUUUUUAUUCCUUACUUGUAUUCAGGGAGUAUUCUGUUCCAGAAAACGAAAUUCUCUGCUUUGGUCAGCAAACCCAAGCUGUUUUGAGCAUCCCUGGCAAGGUGUCGUGUUGUUCCCUACCCCACAGCAGGACGUGUCUGUGUGGCAUGUAUGUUGUUCUCAUCCUUCAUCCCCAGUCUUCAGUUUUCCCCUGGACGUCACUGCGUGUCACUGUCACCGAGCAGACGUUGGUGUUAAACAGGGUAUGUAGAGAGCCUCAGGAUCUCAGCGCUGUGGCAGAGCUCCAGCUUGUGCGCCGUGGUGAGCUGCCGUCAGUUAUUUGUGUACCGUUAUUGUUUGUGAGUGAACGUCUUUGUUUCUGUUCUCCAGGUGUCUCAUGAUUCAAAUUUUGUAUGUUUAAUUGAAAUACCACAUAAUAGGGAUGCGUUCAGAAACCAUUAAAAGAAUCAAACAAU